AUGAAAAGUAGUACAAACAAGACAUCAACAACAAAUUCUAUUCCAAUGAUUCCACCAAAUAGUGAUGAUUUAAAAGCAAUACAUUCAAUAGAAGCUAUAUUAGGUAUAAAGAAUCUUGAUCAUCAUCAUCAACAACAUUUAUUUCCUUCUCAUCUUUUACCAUCAUCAAAAUUUUAUCAACAAAAACUUGCAAGUAAAAAACGUAAUGCAAAUGAACUUUAUCUUGAUAGUAAAGUUAUGCGUCGUAUAAGUGAUGAAAUAGAUCCAUUAAGUACUAAUAAAAGUAUAGGCAAUUCGGAAGAUGAUAUUGAAGAUUUAGAUGAUGACGAUAAUGACAGUAAUGAUCGUUCAUUAUCCAAUCAUCAUCAUAAUUCAAAAAAGAAACAUCGUCGAAAUCGUACAACAUUUACAACAUUUCAAUUACAUGAACUUGAAAGAGCUUUUGAAAAAUCUCAUUAUCCUGAUGUUUACAAUCGAGAAGAAUUGGCAGGCAAAAUUAGUUUACCAGAAGUACGAGUACAAGUUUGGUUUCAAAAUCGUCGUGCUAAAUGGCGUCGACAAGAAAAAGCUGAAGCAAGUACAUUAAAAAUAAAUCCUGAUUUUCCAAUGUCAAGUUUUCCUCCAACAUCUCGAGCACAAACAAAUCCAUCAUCCUCAUCACCUGUUUCAUCAUCGAUGAAUAUGGAUCCAUGGCUUAUUUCACCAUUUACAAAUUCAUCAUCAUUUUCUACAAAUACAAAUGGAUCACAUAAUACAAAUACUGUUCCAUUUUAUCCGACUAAUUGUAAUGUCUCAUCACUUUAUUCAUCAUCAGCAUAUCCAACACCACCACCACUUCAUCAUUCAUAUGGUUCAUUUUCUUCGGAUACAAAUGAUAUCAUAAAUGAAACAACAAAUUUAAAUCCUAAUAAUAAUAAUAAUUCAAUUGCUCAUUUACGUAUUAAAGCCAAAGAAUAUAUGAGUGCCAUUAUAGGAACAACAAAUAAUACGAAAAAUCAUCUGUUAUGGCCUCAAGGUGUAUAA
Messenger RNA from Adineta steineri, 1023 nucleotides. Lineage: Eukaryota; Metazoa; Rotifera; Eurotatoria; Adinetida; Adinetidae. The record is from the annotation of a GenBank genome assembly.